This is a messenger RNA of Colletes gigas, 2322 nucleotides long. RefSeq names its product N-acetylglucosamine-1-phosphotransferase subunits alpha/beta (gene Gnptab). Gene Ontology annotation, molecular function: calcium ion binding; UDP-N-acetylglucosamine-lysosomal-enzyme N-acetylglucosaminephosphotransferase activity. The transcript has 7 exons. Gene Ontology annotation, biological process: N-glycan processing to lysosome; carbohydrate phosphorylation. The record is from RefSeq and is a predicted model, not a curated record. Gene Ontology annotation, cellular component: Golgi apparatus. The coding region runs from base 1 to 2241 and encodes 746 amino acids. Lineage: Eukaryota; Metazoa; Arthropoda; Insecta; Hymenoptera; Colletidae.
AUGCCAAUCGCAUGUAGACUCUUUAUAAAUAUAAUGAGCACAUGGAAAUUAUUACAGCGUCGAUGUUACGAUCUACUCUCAUACAAAUAUUCGCUUCUUAUGAUAUUAAUGGCAUUUACUUGUAUAUUUAUCGGGAUCAUUCAUUUCGGAGAGAUAUGGGUGACUUGGAGUAAAGAAAAGUAUGAAGCUGUAUUUCAUUCUUUUAACGAUAAUAUAUUAGGUAUCUCUUUUCAAAAAAAAUUAUGUCAACAUGUUCCAAUAGAUGUUGUAUAUACAUGGGUUAAUGGCUCUGAUGCAAUUUUUUUAAAAAACCUAAAAGAACAUGUUCCUAUUAUGGAUAUUAACACUGCAGCAUCUAGAUAUAGCGACAAAGAUGAAUUACGAUAUUCGUUACGUUCUUUAGAAAUGUAUGCACCAUGGGUUAGACAUGUGUACAUAGUUACCAAUGGCCAAAUACCAAGUUGGUUAGAUAUGGAUAAUCCUAGAGUUACUCUUAUUACUCACGAAGACAUUUUUUUAAAUAAAAGUGAUUUACCAACAUUUUCUAGUCCUGCUAUUGAAAGUCAUAUUCACAGAAUUCCUGGAAUUUCAGAUAAAUUUUUAUACUUUAACGAUGAUGUAAUGUUAGGAACUGAGGUAUGGCCGGAAGAUUUCAUUACUCAAGCAGGUGGCCAGAAAGUGUAUCUUGCAUGGUGGGUUCCUGAUUGUUCCGAUGUCUGUCCUUGGGCUUGGGUGGGUGAUGGGUCAUGCGAUCCUGCUUGUAAUACAACAUUAUGCGAAUUUGACGGAGGAGAUUGUGAUAGUACACCAGUUCCUACAGAUAGCGAAGCACUCGAUGAAGAAGGAGAUUAUUCACAAAAGUUUUUACAAGAUACUCAAGAAAAUACUUAUUAUGGAUUGAAAUUCUUAGAUAUAUUAAAGAAUAAAAGCAAAUCUGCAUGGAAUAAUACAGAAGCAUUUACCCAACAAAUAUUGCCAAAUGAGUCUACACACUUGAAGUCUGAUGUAAAUAAAUUUUAUAAUUUUAACACUGAUAAGUAUAUAAAUCACGUUGAAAAGGUUUUUAAUGAACGUGAACAUAAUCAAAUUAUAUCUACUCAAAAAUCGAUAUUAUCGAAAAUGAUGCGUAAGAUGAAAUUUCAGAAUUCAAAUUUUACCGAAAGACGUAUUCAACUUAAACGUUAUUUAAACGAUGACAAUAUAAAUUUACCAGAAGUUAGCAGUACUGUCAAGAUUAAUAAUAAACCCAAUUAUUCCGAUCAAUGGAAACUUAGAACUAGACAGCUGGAUACAUAUGCGGAAUCUUUGUUGUAUGUAAAUAGAAUAUAUAACAUGGCAUAUGGAUUCGAACGUAGGAGGGUACCUGCUCACAUGCCUCAUUUAAUAGAUAAAUGGAUCGUCGCUGACAUGCACAAAAAGUUUGAAAACGAAUUUAAGAAAACGUCUAGUCAUAAAGUUAGAAAUUCUGAGGAUAUGCAGUUUGCAUUUUCUUAUUACUAUUUUUUGGCAAGCGAAAAACGGAAAGUGCCAAUUGAAGAAAUAUUCGACACAUUUGACACGGAUAAAUCAGGGACUUGGUCAGAUAGAGAAAUUAGGACACUUUUGUCCAGAUUAUAUCCACUACCUCUCGAUUAUAGUCUAGUUGUAGAGUUUGAAAAUGCAAUAACAAACUGUUCAAAUCACGUAAAAAUUACAGAAAUAUCGAAUCCACCGCAGGGAGAAAGAUAUUUGGAUUCAUCUCUUCCAAUUGUAUCUAAAGAAUUAAUAGCAAAAUGCGAAUCAGUUUCAAACAAGAUUGAAGCUAGGUUCGGAGAAAAGAAGCUCUAUCCACAUGAAAUAAUUAGAGCAGGAAAAAAUGAGAUAUUCGAAAUGUUGACGAGCAAUGUAUCUCUAACUGUGCAACUCUUAGAUGAAAUUCGCAGAGAUCCAAAAAAAUUUAUAUGUUUAAACGAUGACAUGGAUCCUCUUCGCCGUUCAGAAAACGAAAUUGUUCGAGCAUUGUUAAACGAUUUUUAUCGUUCGCUUUAUCCAUUGCGCAGCACAUUCGAAUUGCCUUUGCAAUACCGAAAUCUUUUCACUCAUCGACAUGAACUUUUUGAGUGGAGAACUAACCGUGCAAAAGCUAGAAAUUUAUUAUUGUGUCUUAUUGUUUUACUUCUUGUUACGACUUUUUAUCAUUUAUUUUACAGUCAAAUGCGACGAUUAUUCAGAAUGCGAGCAUUGCCCACUCUCCUCAUUUAAGGUGACUAAAAAUAGUUGUAAAAUUAGUUCUGCAAUAAUCUAAAGAGAACAGUGACUGAAAAAAUUGAUGAGAAAUCAGAU